CCGGAGGCGGGGUCGCCAGGUCACGACGGGCGGAAGAAGCUAGCGCUACGGCCGCAGGGUUUACUGGCGGAACGCUGCGUCGGACGGAGGUCGGCUGUGCUGGGGAGCAGAGUGGUGGGCGCUUCGGCAAGGCCUCCUGGACCCCUGUGGCCCGUGAAAGGCCGUUCCUUGUCUCGCCUGCGCACCUCCUGCUCUUUCCCAGACCGAACCGAGCGCCGGCAACAUGUCGGCCUACCCCAAAAGUUACAAUCCGUUCGACGACGACGCGGAAGAUGAGAGGGCCCCGCCAAUCCCGUGGAAGGACGCCCGCGACAUCCUCGACGGGUCGGGCGCGCCCGCGGACAGGCAGCGGUACCUGCAGCAGGAGGUGAUGCGCAGGGCCGAGGCCGCGACCGCCAGCACCAACAGGUCUUUGUCCCUCAUGUAUGAGUCCGAAAAGAUUGGGGUCGCCUCUUCCGAGGAGCUCGUCCGUCAGCGAGGAGUCUUAGAACGCACAGAGAAGAUGGUGGACAAAAUGGAUCAAGAUUUAAAGACCAGCCAGAAGCACAUUAAUAGCAUUAAGAGUGUGUUUGGGGGGUUCGUCAAUUACUUCAAAUCUAAACCAGCAGAGACCCCACUUGAACAGAAUGGCACCCUCGGCCCCCAGCCCAACAGCAGGUUGAAAGAAGCUAUAAGUACAAGUAAAGAACAAGAGGCACAGUACCAAGCCAGCCACCCAAACCUCAGGAAGCUGAAUGACUCAGACUGUAUCUCUGGAGGGGCCAGUUCUGCUGUGAGUACCGAGACUUACCCGAAGAACCCACACCUUCGAGCCUAUCACCAGAAGAUUGACAACAAUCUAGAUGAGCUGUCCACGGGACUGGGCCGGCUGAAGGACAUAGCCCUGGGGAUGCAGACGGAAAUUGAAGAGCAAGAUGACAUUAUUGGCCGCCUUACAACCAAAGUAGACAAGUUAGAUGUCAAUAUAAAAAGCACAGAAAAAAAAGUUCGACAACUUUAAAAACAGACAAGGAUUUCUACUCCAUUGUGAUGAAAAGAUACGAAAGAUUUUCUUUUAAACGCCCAAGAAAUUUCAUUUAUUAUU
Messenger RNA from Hipposideros armiger (great roundleaf bat), 1084 nucleotides. It is a transcript of the gene SNAP29, whose product is annotated as synaptosome associated protein 29. Gene Ontology annotation, molecular function: SNAP receptor activity; syntaxin binding. The record is from RefSeq and is a predicted model, not a curated record. Bases 224 to 1000 code for a protein of 258 amino acids. Lineage: Eukaryota; Metazoa; Chordata; Mammalia; Chiroptera; Hipposideridae. The transcript has 5 exons. Gene Ontology annotation, cellular component: SNARE complex; plasma membrane. Gene Ontology annotation, biological process: exocytosis; synaptic vesicle priming; synaptic vesicle fusion to presynaptic active zone membrane.